Acanthopagrus latus (yellowfin seabream) is the source of this 944-nucleotide messenger RNA. RefSeq names its product Fas (tnfrsf6)-associated via death domain (gene fadd). Gene Ontology annotation, molecular function: protein binding. The record is from RefSeq and is a predicted model, not a curated record. Gene Ontology annotation, biological process: regulation of apoptotic process; signal transduction. NCBI's taxonomy places the organism in Eukaryota, Metazoa, Chordata, Actinopteri, Spariformes, Sparidae. Bases 143 to 718 code for a protein of 191 amino acids. The transcript is spliced from 2 exons.
ACUAACUCAGUCCUCAAGUCUUCGCUGGAACUUGUGAGGGCAUCUGCAAACUCACGACGGACAAACAAACGGAAGUGAAAGUAAAGUUAUUUCCUAGUUCAGACACUUCUGCCGUCAAAGAGGCGCUAUCUGUGUACAAGACAUGAGCUCCUCUCCGUUGAACGCCGUCUUACUGGAGAUUUCUAACGAGUUGUCCCCAGAACAGCUGGAACAAAUGAAGUUCCUGUGUGAAGACAUCGGGAAAAAAGAGCUGGAAAAGAUCGACACCGGAACAAAACUGUUCCGGGUUUUGAAGGAGAGACGCAAGCUGGACCUCGACAACACAGAGUAUCUGUGUAAGCUUCUAACACAUAUCCGUCGAGAAGACCUCUCAGACAAACUGAAAGGCUUAAUUGGGAAGUCUGGGUCAACAAGCGCCGAACCGCCGGACACGGAGAAAGCCAAACUAAACAUUGCCACAGAGGUGAUUGCUGAGAAUCUGGGAAGGCAAUGGCGUAAACUGGGCCGCAAACUGGGUUUGACUGAUGUCAAACUGGAGUCCAUCUCCAAGAGGCAUCCCACAGACCUGGAGGAGACAGCUGUGGAGCUGCUAAAUGAGUGGAGGAGUAACCGAGGUGCUGAGGCCAGAGCAGAGGAUCUGAUAAAAGCCCUGAGAGCCUGCCAGCUCAACCUGACUGCUGAUAAAGUGGAGAACAGACUUGCAACCCCCGAAAGUUGAUUUUACGGAUCACAAAAGAGUGAAUUUUUUGUAAAGAAAUUAAAUAUCUGAUUAAAUAAUGAUAUUGCUCAGUUUUCAUGUUUAUAUCUGAAAAAACAGAAAAGUGAACUCAGUAAGAUUCUGAUUUAAUGCAAUUGCAAUGCUACUGAAAUGGAGAUUUAUGGAGGUGGUGGUGGUGGACUGUAUUAAAUGGAAAAGGCUGUUUUUCAGUUUCUUCUAAUGUGAA